AUGCUCACGGCCUUCACCUGUCUCGGUCUGCUGCUCAUUCAGGCUGCGCAGAUCCACAGACUGCGAGAGGAGCUGUGGGGUUUGAAACUGCGGGUCGGAGCAUUCUGCGGAGAGGAAACAGAUGCUGCGCGCUGCGGGGUACCCACCCUUUAUGGUCGAGUGGGGACACUGGGCCAAGAUGAGGGGCGAAUGAGGAGGGAGGCGCCAAGGAAAGGAGCACGGAGGCUUCGGCAGACUGGACAAAGUGCUUUUCUGCAUCUUCAGCCCCUGUCCUCGCAAUCUUUCGAUGAAGAGGACAAGACAGUGCUGAAAUGGACUGUAGGACAGAGUCAAGGGGAGGGGCUAAAUGUGUCUGGGGAGGCGGUCACCGUGAUAACAGGAGGUCUCUACUUCAUCUAUAGUCAGGUCCUGUAUGAGGAUUCCACGUACGUCAUGGGUCAUGUGAUCAGGAAGCGGAUUGAUGGCAAUGAAGUCAGACUGAUGAAGUGCAUGAAGAGCAUGCCCGACAACAUCACUUAUGCGCUCAACACCUGCUACACUGCAGGUAUUCAGUACCUGGAGGCUGGCUCUGUUCUGGAACUCUCUAUUCCUCGUAAGAACGCAGGACUUGACCUCCAACCGCACUCCACCUUCAUGGGCAUCUACAAACUCUGAUACCAAACUGCCUGAACACUGAGCAGAACCACAUACACUGUACACCCCCACAGAAAAUGAGCACACAGGACAAGUUCAGCACCAGCUCUCCGCACUGUCAUAAAUAACUCAACACCAGACUGAUACACUGUACAGACUGAACACGCAAACCAUCGCACACUGACUGAGCACUGACGCAUGUUCAGUAUUAUCGUCAAAGAACGUGAAAUGAGUACCGAACACUGUCACAAAACGCUGUGCUGCACUCAGGGUGCACUGACCUUGCUACACACCGUUUCCCAGCCCUUUCCCAGUCGUGAGAACGCGAUUGCAUGUGUGGGUUCCUGUUCCAGCUCUUAGUUAAUUAUCAUCCAUUGAGCUGGCACCAUUUGGCAUAAAGGUUUAAAAAAAGAUUGAAUGGCCCCCUUACAAUACAUAAAAGGUGAUAACCAGGGAAUCUGAUUCUUCAAUUAAAAUUCGAAGAGUCAUGGAUUCAAAACUCUAUCUUUACAAGACUGUAGUUCAACCAAAGGCACCCCCUUGUGGCAAUACAACAUACUUUCAAGUGCACCCUGUAAAGUAUAAAGGGGACAUUUUUUUCCUCUUUGUGAGGUUAGAAUACUUGUUUGUUGGGUGAUAAAUCACACCUGACAUCAGAAUAAAAGCAUUAUUUAGAAAGCAUAAGAAAAAAGUCAACUUAAUUUUCAACUAUUUCAGAGGAAAAUGAGAGCUAAGCUCAACAGAGCAAACACCAUACCCCUCACCCCUACAAGCUACUGUUAUCAGUUACUCCACUCCUUUUCACAUGUCAUAAGCUUCAUCCACCCAUAACUUUGUCAGUUAUACACACAGUCGUGCAUGUACACAUGCAUACACGCCAAUGCACACACACACACACACGC
Megalops cyprinoides (Indo-Pacific tarpon) is the source of this 1535-nucleotide messenger RNA. It is a transcript of the gene tnfsf13, whose product is annotated as TNF superfamily member 13. Gene Ontology annotation, cellular component: membrane. Gene Ontology annotation, biological process: immune response. The coding region runs from base 1 to 654 and encodes 217 amino acids. The record is from RefSeq and is a predicted model, not a curated record. Gene Ontology annotation, molecular function: receptor ligand activity; tumor necrosis factor receptor binding. The transcript is spliced from 6 exons. NCBI's taxonomy places the organism in Eukaryota, Metazoa, Chordata, Actinopteri, Elopiformes, Megalopidae.